Messenger RNA from Galendromus occidentalis (western predatory mite), 582 nucleotides. It is a transcript of the gene mRpS18A, whose product is annotated as mitochondrial ribosomal protein S18A. The record is from RefSeq and is a predicted model, not a curated record. Lineage: Eukaryota; Metazoa; Arthropoda; Arachnida; Mesostigmata; Phytoseiidae. Gene Ontology annotation, molecular function: structural constituent of ribosome; small ribosomal subunit rRNA binding. Gene Ontology annotation, cellular component: ribosome; mitochondrial small ribosomal subunit. Bases 6 to 539 code for a protein of 177 amino acids. The transcript is spliced from 3 exons. Gene Ontology annotation, biological process: mitochondrial translation.
UAAACAUGGCCCUGUGCUCCGCGCGUCUCAUCCUUUCUAAAAUUCCAAAAAGAAAACCUAAUCAUCACGGUUGUCCCCAGCGAAGCCUAGGAACAUCAGCAGUAUUGAAUGCUAAGAGGAUAGUGGAAAGGCAGGAAGAUGGAGUAACGGUGAUCAAAGGCGAAUUCGUGGAAUCGCCCCAUGCCGCAAACCUGAUCUCGUCCACGAAACCGGGCUGCUCCUUGUGUCGAUUGGGGAUCGACCGAGUCACGCAUGACGAUGUCCUAAUCCUUUCUCAAUUCAUGGAUAGCAAGGGCAAAAUGCUACCAAUGGAGGUCACCAAGCUCUGCUUGAAGCAACACCGGCGCGUUUCCUCGGCGCUUUAUCAAGCUCAGAGAUUGGGCCUCAUUAAAACAGAGGAACAUGCACCGCGAGAGAGGUGGCAAGAGCUCAACAACUACUUUGGAAAAACGAGGACGCGAACGGACUUCGGCAAGCCGAAAAUCGAUAUCAGAGAGUUCUUGAGGAAACCCACAAUGAAACCUUUCUGGAAAGCUUGACGCUCACCGUGAUACCGCUGCCCAAUAAACUACCUAGUUAAUU